Colossoma macropomum (tambaqui) is the source of this 1908-nucleotide messenger RNA. It is a transcript of the gene smim7, whose product is annotated as small integral membrane protein 7. The transcript is spliced from 5 exons. Lineage: Eukaryota; Metazoa; Chordata; Actinopteri; Characiformes; Serrasalmidae. Bases 59 to 292 code for a protein of 77 amino acids. The record is from RefSeq and is a predicted model, not a curated record.
UUCAGUUAACGUCAUUACGUGUCGUAGGAAGAAGAGGGAAGACACGGGUGUAGGCAAAAUGAUCGGCGAUCUUCUCAUUUUUGGCACUCUGUUAGUGAACGCUGGAGCCGUGUUAAACUUCAAACUGAAAAAGAAAGAGUCGCAGUCACAUGGGUUUGGAGAUGAAACAGGCGGAUCUAGUACAGGUGAUAACAUCAGAGAGUUCCUACUGAGCCUGAGGUACUUCCGCAUAUUCAUAGCUCUGUGGAACAUCUUCAUAAUGUUCUGCAUGAUCUUGUUAUUUGGAUCAUAACACACUACUGACCUGAGAGACCUAAGACCAGUUUGAGCAUAAAGGACUAUCCUCAGCCCUUUUGAGGUGGGUGUUGGUGGGGUGGGUGUUGGUUUGUGGUGUUGGGUUAAACCUUUCCAAAAAGCACCAAGAACUGUGUCUCUUGAAGCAAGAUAUUUGUCAGUAAUUUCUUACGUUUUAUUUUCUGUCCCAGACAGUAAGACAGAGUCUUACAGGUCAAGUGUUUGGGACUCACACUGACCAUACUGUUUUUGUCAGUGUCAAACUGCCAUGUCAUCUCGAUUUGCAUGUCAGUUGAUGUGCUUGUGUUUGCAGGCAGAUAAGAAGUGUUUGUGAAUAUUUGCUGCACACUUUAUUACCUAUGGAUUAAUGCAGCAGUGCAGUCAUAUUAAUUGUUAUAAAGAGUUUAUUCCAUUAAUUUAAGCUUUCAGUAAAUCUAGAGUUUCUCAAUAUGUUAUUUCCUGUGAACUUAGUGAGGUUAGUAGUUAAAUGUGCAAAUGAUAUCAAGAUUCUUUUAUAAAAUGAGACAUUUUUAACAAGCGAUAAAGUUGGGUUAUUUUUGUUUUUUUUUUGUUUUUUUUAACAAAUUCUUUCACAGUCAUCCUAAAAUGCAUAUAUAUAGGCCAUAGCUUUAAAUGGAUGUUUUAAGUGCAUUUUAGUCAGUUCAGAUGAAUUUUGUAAAGUUUACAGAUGACUUCACAUUUUCUUUCUGGGGAAUUAAACAGUUACCUUUAUUAAAUGUGACUUGCAUUACCUCAGCUCAUGCUAUCAGGUCACUUAUCAAAAAAGAAUAAAGUAAAAAAAACUGAACAAAAAAUGUGUUAUUAGAGUUUUGAAAUUCAACAAAUGGCACUUUAAGGUAUUGAGCACCAUGGUAAGAUUAAGAUGAUUUGCCCAAUAUAUUUUCUUUCAGAGGGUUUUUUCCAGUUCUCUGCAGUAGUCCCACUGUCCCAUCACAUAGAUGAAGACAUCCCAGGAAGCCCAAUUUAAUGUUGUUUUCCAAAAAAGCAAAACAUUAAAAUAAGAAUUAGUGCUUCAUGAAAACAUUAAAACUUAAAGCAUGAAUUUAUUUACUUUUGAUUUUUUUUAAACAUAUUUGCUCCCUCAGAUCCUGUUUCUAGGUCAUACUAUGCAUUAACUGAUCGUUUUACAGCAUAUGUACAACAGUCUACAGUAAAAUGCUGGGCUGUAUGUUUGUUUAGAAGAAUGUUACAUUUAAAUAUUAAAUGACCCAUUUGUCAUUCUGGAUUUCAAAUGUUUCAAGAAUAUCUUACAAAGUUUGUAAGAAAAAAUUAGACUAAUAAAUGAAUUUAGCAUGAUUUUAGGCUCGCCACUAGGUAUUUCAGAGCAAAGGGAAUUUUCUACUAAAGCAUAUUUCUUUCCUGUUUUUCCUACACUUUACAAGAAGUAAACAAGUUAAAUCUCUAAACUAAAUAUGUUGUGUAACUGCAUUAUUUGUAGACCUCACUACUAUUUCUGUACAAGAGACAAGGGCACUUGGAAAACAAUGUCAAUAUGACAGACUCAAAAGGCCUUGUGGACUUGAAAUAAAUGUUUUGGAGAAGCAUGUACCCCCCCCCCCUUUUUUUUUAAAUAAACUGAAAAUUCAUGCUCAU